Molecule: messenger RNA, 2975 nt
Organism: Chara braunii
Lineage: Eukaryota; Viridiplantae; Streptophyta; Charophyceae; Charales; Characeae
Source: the annotation of a GenBank genome assembly
GCGUAGAGCUGCUGAGCAAUAAACUUUCUUUUCCCCGAAUUCCUGCUGGAAUCUGCACCUGCCCAGUUUACCCAGGUGGAAGCAUGCAGGUCUGCCCGGCUCGGCAACGAAGUAGCAUUCUGAUGCAUUAUGGAUUGAAUUUUGGGUGGGCCCGAUAUUUGGUACCUUGGUAUGCAGGGCACAGCUGCAUAUUCUUUGAGGAGAUGGAUGGGUUCUUGCACUUUAAGACGCAAGGGAAUGCUGAGGAAGAGGAACCAAGGGGGGCAAACGAUCAGAUAGACCAUGAUGGCUUGACAGAGUGGACACUUUGGCAGCUUCUCGACUCCCUUCUUCCUGUUGGAGGUUUUACAAACUCCUAUGGACUUGAGGCUUCUUCUCAAGCUGGACUGAUCCAAACAACUGCAGAUCUCGAGGAGUUUUGUUUAGACAAUCUUGAGAGUGCUGGAGCAAUGUUUCUUCCUUUCGUGGUCGCUGCAGGCCGAGGAUGGUGGGAAUCACCUGGAGGUAAUCUCCAAGGUCCUGGACAAAGUAAGGGGGAAGAACCAGGGACAUACUUUUCAGAUGCGGUGAAAACCUGGGCAGAGGUGGACCAGCUGAUGGAUGCGUAUCUCACAAAUCAUGUGGGGAGGCGUGCAUCUUGCUCGCAAGGCUGUGCACUGUUGCGAUUGGUGUCGUCAACUUUCCCAGAACUAGUGGAGUUGAAGGAGAUGAGACGGAUGUGCAGGGGAGGUGUUGGAAGAAUGGAAGCCAGUCAUGACCAAUCGGUGGGCGCCAAUCAGGCUGCUUCUGGGCACCAUGCAGCAGCAUUUGGUGCGCUGUGUGCUGCUCUUGGAGUGAAAAGAAGGGUAGCCCAGAGAGCCUUUUUGUUUAUGACGCUGCGAGAUAUCUUGUCAGCGGCAACAAGACUGAACCUCGUCGGUCCUUUGGAGGCUGCAGGACUUCAGCACAAACUGUCAAAGCCAGCAGAGAAGGUGUUAGCAUGGGCCGCGGACAGACUAAUAUCAGAUGUCCACCAGACUGCACCGCUCUGGGAUCUUAUGCAGGGAGCUCAUGAUGAGCUGUUUGCCCGCCUUUUCCGGAACGGGCUUGUGCUGUCAGUCCUCUCCUCAGGCUCUGACAUCAUUGGCAUUGUUGUCGCUGCUUCUCUUGUGCCAGUUGGGGAUUUUCGCUUGACGUCAGGUGGAGGGUUGCAUGGUAUUUUGUCCCCAGGGGAGAAUGCAGGUUCCACUGCAGAGGUCAUGAUGACAUUUGACAGGACUCCGUUUCAUGCACAGCCUGAGUUGCAGCUGACAGUACAAGAAGUACCAUCUGUGCCAUAAGCUGCAUAAUGCUGCAAGUAUCACUGUGGAUCCAGAGUACUUGCUGAAAGUGUAUGCUCUUCUUAUUCUUCUUCUCGGACAGUCAUGGAGGGUUGUUGGCGCGCCAUUCCUUUGAAAACAAUGACCAGCUAAUUCCUACAAGAAGAAUGAUAAAUUAAUAAUAUCUCCAGGCAUGUCUUCGGCGGCAGCAACAGAAGUUGCGUUUCAGUUAUGGUGCAUAUUUAGAGCCACUAUCCGGUUGCACUUAGCGGAGCUCAUGCUCGUUGUCCGCAUCAUUGGGUUUAUUGUUUUGCUUGCGCUUCAGGUUACCAAAAUUCUCAGCAUUUUCUUUUCAGAAGCUGUUCGCAUUAUCUACUACAUCUACAGUACACUGCUUGUGUUCCAUCUACGACUGUUCUCGGUGCUAAUGCACGUGCACGUUCUGUGGUUGAUUUUUCUCCAUCCCCAGUUUUUGAAGCUUUUCCUCUACCCGUUGGUGAUGUCAUGGACAGAAUCUCUCUGCAAUCGCCGGUGGGCACGGAGACUCUCAUAAACCUGGAAUUUCCACACAGUAAAAGCAAAGAGGACUUCACUGAGGGAGUCUGUGAUGUGCCUGCAUUUGUGGAUGAGCUCACUACAAUAAUUCGCUAAUAGGAGUCAGUCUCCCCAUCUCAAAGUGGAUGAAGAAUGCACUUGUGUAAGGGAUCGAUCAUGUGUAGCUGAGGGAUGGGGGUGUUGCAAGAUAUGUUUCGAAUUCCUGAGUAGUGGAGGAAUCAAUAUGUAGUGAGUCCUGCUUUGGAAGGAGAUUGACACAAGUCCUUCAUGAGCGGUGGCAUCUAACAUCAUGUGCAAAGUAAAUGAAUGUGUUGCAGUGACAUUUUACCCUGGCACGUCUGAAAGGUCUUGUGCAAGUUGUGGCAUGGUCGUUUGCUGAAUUGCUUUGCUGGCAUGCCUUGAGUGGCAUGCUUGCUUUCUUUUGUGCCACUAAUCCGGCUUAGCUUUUGUUCAAAAGAACCCUGUUCUUGCUUGUUGGUGGAAUACUGCCAAAGUUGCCACUUUGCCUUCUCAGAAUUCACUCAUAGCAGUGAGUACUUUCUUGUGUUCCCAGCCCUAGCUUGUUGGUAGGCAUAGUGCGGCCCGGGCUUACCACUUUCUGUCACCAGAAUUCACUUGAUAGCCAACAAUCAGUGCGUCCCCAUUCAAACAAUUCAGAGUCUGGUGGAUGUGCCUCUGGCUUCCCUUGAGAUUUCUGUACGAUGGUGAGUAUGAGAUUGUUCUUGUGGUGAUGGCAUCAUCAUAACCUUUUCCUCAAAUCGAGCGCAUGACAACAGAGUACAUCCCCAGAGGAGGUUCCCAUCUCAAUGAUCAUUGGCGGUUCAGCUCGUCAAAGCCGUGUCACAUUGGUCUGCAACAAAGCAGAUGGCAGAGGAGUGGGCAGACCAUGGUGAUGAAGUUGGCAAACAGUGGAGCUGAGGAGUGGGAGACCGUAGAAAAACCAUGUUUGUAUUGGGCCUCUAAAAUAGCAGAUGGCGGAGGACCCAGGAGACCUUGACGGUGAAGUUGGCAAAAAAUGGACCAUGAGGAAUGAGCGAUGGUAGAGAAACCGUGUUUGGAACAGUUUCAGCGUCUGCGAUAAGAAUGGUGGAUCGAGGACUUGAGUAAACUUGAGCAGAUUCU